Molecule: messenger RNA, 2087 nt
Organism: Alosa sapidissima (American shad)
Lineage: Eukaryota; Metazoa; Chordata; Actinopteri; Clupeiformes; Clupeidae
Product: zinc finger matrin-type protein 4-like
Exons: 7
Coding region: 135-905 (256 amino acids)
Cellular component (GO): nucleus
Molecular function (GO): zinc ion binding; nucleic acid binding
Source: RefSeq, a predicted model, not a curated record
AGACUGUCAGCCAAUAGGGAUGGUGCAGGGCGGAGAGCAUCUCUCGUUAUUAUCGCCCACCCUUCUCUUGUUGCCGCCGCUCGGCGUGUGUUGUUGAUGCGGUCUCCAGCUGCACGCCGCCUGUAUUCCUGCCAAUGGACUGUACGGUUUCUCUUCAGGUGCAGCAUCAUCUGACAGUGUAUCCCAACCAACUAUACCAAGGAUACAGUUUUGAGCUACAGAUGAAGUCUACUGAAGUGGAUCAGGCACUCUUCACUGACACCUACUGCAAAGUAUGCAGCGCCCAGCUCAUAUCUGACUCCCAGAGGGUCGCCCACUACGAGAGUCGAAAACAUGCAAACAAAGUGCGACUCUAUUACAUGCUACAUCCAGUUGAUGGAGGCUGUCCGGCAAAGAAGCUACGAACGGAGGGCAGUGAAGAGGGUGAUGUGGAUAAGAACAAGUGCUGUACACUCUGCAACAUGUCCUUCACUUCUGCCGUGGUGGCACAGUCCCACUACCAGGGCAAGAUCCACGCCAAGAGGCUAAGACUACUCCUAGGGGAGCCACCAGCCAUCACCUCCAAAGAGCUGACGGCCAGCACGGGGCAGGUGGCGGCAGGGGAGAUGCCCGCGUCGGUGCCCUCCAGACAGGGCCGUGUGUCCCACCGCUACUGCCAGCUGUGCAAGGCCUGGUUCAACAACCCCAGCAUGGCGCAGCAGCACUACGACGGCAAGAAGCACAAGAAGAACGCGGCGAGGGCCCAGCUACUGGAACAGCUGGGGGAGAGCCUGGAGCUGGGCGAGCUCAAUGGCCUGAAGCGAAGCCACACAUGUGACGUCUGCCAUGUCACCCUCAACUCAGUGGCCCAGUACCACGCACACCUGCAGGGCUCCAAACAUCAGAAUAAUUUGAAGAAUCAGUGAAUUUCAGAAUCUCACCAAGUGUUGGAUUUCCUGUCGGGCCGCCUCAGCCUAUCGUCUGCCCACUUUUCUCUAAGUUCUCCUCCUGGUCUGAUCUCUCUCCUCUUCUCCUCCAUCACUGUGUUUCCCUAAACAAAUUAAACCAGAGAAAAUACUUCAGGUGUCGUUUUGCCUUGUGAAAACCCCUUUAACCAUCCUGAAAACCUGAUGUCAACACACUUUGAGGCAGAACUCGAAAAAGACUACUGUAAGAUGUCAAACACUGGAUGUGACUAAAGACACACCUUCCUCCUGACAUUCCUCAUGGCAAUGGCGACGUCCCCACUGGAUCCGUGGUGGAGUGAUUUUGUGAACACACACAAGCAGAGAUUCUGAGGAGUGAACCGUGCUUCAUACCAUACAGACUGUGUCAGUAGCCUAUACUGUAUAUACAGUACCUACGUACAUUGCAUCAGAACCAUAUUGUGAAGCUUCUUUACUUUCUGAUUCACAAAUGCUGCUCUUGGGACAGGUAUGUGCUGUGUCUAUGUUUGAUAUUAGGCUCAUGUUUAACGCGUAAGCUUUGAUAGCUAGCUACGUUGAUAUCAUAAGCUGCCUGUAUCAUACCAUCUCUAUGGUCACCUUUUGUCAACCCUGAAGGGUCCACACCAUGCUAAAUAUGAUAUUAUUGGUUAUUUUGGGUGGAUUUCAGUCCUACAGGGUUUGGCUUGCUCUUGUGGGUGUAAAUUAUUCACAUUUUCUCUAAUUUGGCUUCAUUUUGUCGUGACAGAUGUGCUCUUUGUCUCAGGGAUGUCUGAUUGAUCACAGACCAUGAAGCAAGGACAUGGACAUUCAGUUACUGUUUAAUCAUGUCUGUUUAACAGGGAAAUAUGUGUAACUUUCCGGUAUAUUAUAUAGUCUAGAGCCUAUAUUAAAAAAAUAUGUAAUUUAUAUUAAUUUAUCUGGCUGAUACUAGAUGAUACUAAAGGAUGAUGAUGGAUGUCUAUGUUUUAUUCUGCCAGAUUUUAUUUUUCACAACUCAAUUCUACUGUAAGUAAUAUAAUAUAUAUUACCUCAGUAAUAGAUGGAGGACUGCGCUCUAAUACUGUAUGUUCUGUCUGCUGGCCUUACAGGAUGCUGGUAAAUUACUGUAUUAGCCAAGUGAGUGACUUUUAAAUUGCCCUUGUGUGCUUCUCUGCUCUGUGA